Molecule: messenger RNA, 1019 nt
Organism: Amyelois transitella
Lineage: Eukaryota; Metazoa; Arthropoda; Insecta; Lepidoptera; Pyralidae
Gene: ro
Product: homeobox protein rough-like
Exons: 4
Coding region: 1-360 (119 amino acids)
Biological process (GO): regulation of DNA-templated transcription
Molecular function (GO): DNA binding; DNA-binding transcription factor activity, RNA polymerase II-specific
Source: RefSeq, a predicted model, not a curated record
AUGCCAGCCAAUCAGAAUCAGAUAGCCCGAAGACGUCGGAAGGAAAGUCGCCCUCGGAGACAGCGGACCACCUUCUCCGCACAUCAGACCCUCAGGCUUGAGCUGGAGUAUGCGAGAGGGGAAUAUGUAGCAAGAGCGAGAAGGUGUGAAUUAGCAUCGGCACUGUCUCUAAGUGAAACCCAAGUCAAGAUAUGGUUUCAAAACAGACGAGCAAAAGAUAAGAGGAUUGAAAAAGCGCAUCUUGAUCAACAAUACAGGCAUUUAGCAGCGGCCUCGGGAUUAUUCCCAGCAGUUUUGCCGCCAUCUUACUGCCCCCCGUGUCCAUGCUUACCAGUUCAUCCACCUCCCUUGGAUAAAUGAAUUCAAAAUAACAUUUCAGAUCAGGUUUUAGUGUCGUGAAUCGAACGAAAUAUUGGCAAAAGUUUAAGUUUCAUUUUCUGAUGGAGCCUAUGCUGCUGCUGGUAGGUUAGGUAGAUGAUGAAGGCUAUAUAUAUGGUUAGCUCAUUUACAUGACUGAAGCAGUGCUACUAGACCGAUUUUGAUGAUACUAGGCACAUAGAUAGACAAAACCUUUGGGUAUUCUCAUAGUUUAUUUUACUGUGCUCGUACUCGGCUCGCAGACCAUACGUUGUAUUGAGUAAGUCCAUACCAUACCAUAUUGGCGUUGCUGUCAGGUUUUUAAGGUAGAACUUAUAUGCUAUGACUAUGACCUUAUGCCCGAUAUCAACUCUAGUUAUGUCUGCACAGUAUACAUAUUUAUUUAAGUUAAUUGUGCAUCUCAUUUUUAUAUUUAAUCAAAAUAUAUGUAUAAAAAAUAUAUUGAUUCAAGAUAGUUACUUCUUGUUACUAAUAUUAAAGAUCUAUGUAUUAUAAUGUAAAUACGCGAUACUAUUAGUUUUGUGUGUGUGUAAAAAAUAAAAGAUAUACAUUGUUGUGGAAUAUGUUUUAUUCAGGCAAAGUCACUUACCAUGGCCUUUUCCACCAGCGGCUCGUCCACGUAUAGAAGAGUCCAUGGAAAA